UCUUAGUUUGGUAUUUUUCGAUCGUCAAUGCGAGGGUGAAGUCAACGCAGUCACCGACGCGCUUAUCAUUAUUAUUACCAUUAUAACAAAUGUGUAUAUUCUUUGUUGUUUCUUGAAUCCGUCAAACCGUACGGUGUAACUAACAGAUUAGAUUUCACUGGGGCAUUUUAUGUAUAUUAGUUGCUUCGUUAUUUGUUAUGGUUCAUUGUUAAUGAAGUGAGUGCGCAUAAGGUGGUGAAAUAUUUUUGAUAUAUCUUAUAAUAUAAAUCAAAAUGCCGACCAGUGCCGUAUAUCAGCCUACGACAGUUACUUAUGAGCAACAGCCUAAUGAUCAACGAUGGAAUUGUCCGAUCAGCUACUUCUCGCGGCGAGUGACAAGUAGCCUGAACCGGGCAUUGUGCAUAAGGGUCGCUUUGUGCCUCUUGGGCAGUACCUUCUUCGUAAUUGGUCUGGCGCUGCUAAUAGCUGGAGGCGUGCAGUAUUCGGAUUCGACGUCGCCCACGCAAGAUGACAACGGCUUCGGGGCUUUGAUAGCUGGUGGAGUUAUUCUCUGCCUGGGACUGCUAUUUGCAGGUAUAGGAGGAUGGGCGUGGUCAUCACGCUGGGGUGGAGGUAAGGAAGCUACGAACAACGCAGCAGCGCUGACAGCCCUAAACCCAUCGACGGAUCCCCUCGUGGCUGCACAGUACGCGCCCGUGAGAGACGCCCCGCCAGCACCCGACGAUGAGAUGCGUAACCUCAUGGAUAAUAAGGAAUGCUUGAGCAGCGCAGAAGAGAGCGACAAAAUGUUAGAUGGGAGGCCGUCUGUAGCGUAAACAUUGCGUAUCGAAUACACUCGAAUAUUUUAUUCUUUAAACGGUACAUUACUUAAUAUCUGUAAGUAAAGAGUUUAUUUUAAUACAAUCGCCUUUUUGGUAAUGCGGGAACCGGUGACGCCCGUUUUACCGCAAUGUACCUUAAAUAGCGAAACAAUGGACCAUUAUUGUAAUGGUAUUAUUUUUUAUCUGUAGUCGUACUGCAUUUUGUUGUACAAAGUAUUUACGAUCUAUGUGAUAUUUAUUUGUAUUUAUUGUUUUGUGGCAUCAAUUAAAAAAAAAAAAACAGUUUUUUUUUAUUGUCUAUCGGAUUUAUUAAAGGUAUUUGUGUUCGGCUUAGGAAUUACAGUGUUAUUAUUUGUAUGAUUAUUCUGUUGGUGUAUCACAUGAUCUUUAUUCGAUGUGGUUUUGAUAGUUUAAAGUUAUUUACAAGACAUGUGGCCAAAUUGUCGUCCAGGUUAUAUGAUAGGUGUAACAUUGUAAUGUUAGUUGUAAUGUCUAUCCGUGAGUUAACUUUCGAUUAGGCGUAUGUAUGACUUCAAAUAUAAUUCCGCUUUCGGUUAUGUAGCAAGUAUAUUUUGAAUUGUAACGAAUUAUAUAGAUAAUGUAAUAUCGUAUACAUUUUCAUGUUGUCUUUUUGAAAUAAGUGUUAUUUUGAUCUGUACUGGCAACUUUUUUUUCUUCUGUCAAACGUGUCAAAAAUAAAAAAAAUUGUAUCAAUAAUAAAAAAAAGUGUAUUUGAAACAGUAUAAAUAGAAAUAUGAACAUUUUCCUCAGCAGCUGUUAAUUACAAAUCAAAACAUAUUAUUCAUAGACAGCUGGGAGAAUCCAAUAUAAUGUUUUGUAAUUUAAUUGAUAAUAUCUCUGUAGCUAUUUUUCAUUUAACAUAGAAGUUUUAUGUUGAGACCGUCCUUAGUUUUAAGUAUAUAUGUAACAAAUGCGUUGAAAUACAAUAUUGUAUAAUUCAAAUCGCUGAUAAGUGCUGAUAUUUUAAAUUGUAAUUGAUAAGCUCAAUGAUUGCGGCAAAGGUUCGUGUGAAGCCUCUCACUACAUUGGUGUUGCGUUUAGAAACUUAGCAUUUAAUUUAUUUUAGGAUCAAUAUUUUAUUUAUUUUAAGCUCUCUUUAGUUAAAACAUUUAUAAGUAGCAUCACAACAUUAACAUUUGAAGUUCUACUUUUACAAUUCAAUUUUAUUGUAUAUAAAAUCAGUACCUAUUUAAUUAUACGAGUGAACUUCGCCUAAGUUUAUAUAUUUAUAGUAAUCAACUUUCUAAUACCACAGUCUAUGUAAUUUGUUUUGUGUUUGUGGUGCAAAUGCUGUGUUUGGUGUGGUUGAAUGAUAUUUAAGUUAUAUUUUUAGUACUUAAAGUACAUUAUAUUGAAUUAUUUACGUGUACUUAAUAUAUUCUUAAAUCUCCGUUUUAAUAAAUAUAUAACAUCUA
Messenger RNA from Danaus plexippus (monarch butterfly), 2257 nucleotides. RefSeq lists its product as uncharacterized. The transcript has 4 exons. The coding region runs from base 273 to 815 and encodes 180 amino acids. Lineage: Eukaryota; Metazoa; Arthropoda; Insecta; Lepidoptera; Nymphalidae. The record is from RefSeq and is a predicted model, not a curated record.